This is a messenger RNA of Camponotus floridanus (Florida carpenter ant), 2765 nucleotides long. It is a transcript of the gene Rhp, whose product is annotated as rhophilin-2. Gene Ontology annotation, biological process: signal transduction; negative regulation of stress fiber assembly. The transcript is spliced from 12 exons. The coding region runs from base 435 to 2441 and encodes 668 amino acids. Lineage: Eukaryota; Metazoa; Arthropoda; Insecta; Hymenoptera; Formicidae. The record is from RefSeq and is a predicted model, not a curated record. Gene Ontology annotation, molecular function: protein binding.
CGGUCGCGUGAUACGCGUCUCGCGUGCCCUCGUCCCGCGCGCUAAUCGUCCGUUACGCGCGACUGACAGUUGACUUGACAGUUGACCGGCUGAUCGGCCCGCCAGGCCGAGGACCCGCGAGCCCGGAGGCGCAGCUGUUUCGCGCCAACGAUUUAUCUCCUCCUCCUCCUGUCCGCGGUCGAUAUCCCGCUUCGAUUUGCCGCGCCGAUCGACGAAAUCGAGAGUCGCUUGCUUGCUUCGCUUUCGAAGCGAGAGGAGUCACGCGAAGGAUCGCGUGCACGGGAGGAUCGUCUUCUGUCACGACGAUCGUAAUAGUUGCGCUGCGAUUUAAAUACGUCGCGGCCUGAAAAACUCCGGAGUUGAUCGUCGAAGUGAUAAAUCCUGGUGCUCGAUGACACAGGACGUGGCGAAGAAAUAAUGCGACGACAGCCACAAUGAAUGUUCCGAUCGUGGCAGGGGACAUCGUCGACGAUGGCGGCUUCAACCGGCCGCGAUUCGUUCGGGGUUCGGAUCCGAGGGUAGCGACCUGUAGAGGAAAACUGCAAAACAAGCGGAGUAAGCUCAACCAAGAGAUUAACAAGGAGUUGCGGCUACGAGCAGGUGCCGAGAAUCUUUUCAAAGCAACUACAAACAGAAAACUGAAGGAGACCGUCGCCUUGGAACUAAGCUUUGUUAAUUCAAAUCUGCAGCUGUUGAAGGAACAACUCGCUGAAUUAAACAGCUCGGUGGAGUUGUAUCAAAAUGUCGAUGGCGUUGAGCCUAUUAUGCCGAUGAUACCAUUGGGACUGAAAGAAACCAAAGAUAUCGACUUUCAGGAUCCGUUCAAGGAUUUUAUCUUGGAGCAUUAUAGCGAAGAUGGCGAAAACUACGAAGAAGCCAUAGCAGAUCUGAUGGAAACUAGACAGGCUACAAGGACACCGACCAGAGACUCGGCAGGCAUCGCGUUACUCCUGCGUUAUUACAAUCAGCUGUAUUUCAUAGAGAGGCGAUUCUUUCCACCCGAUAGGAGCCUCGGCAUCUAUUUCGAAUGGUUCGAUUCGUUAACAGGAGUUCCGAGUUGCCAGAGAACCGUCGCCUUUGAAAAGGCUUCGAUUCUCUUUAAUGCUGGUGCACUUUAUACACAAUUGGCCGCUAAGCAGGAUCGCUUGACAGCUCGAGGACUUGAUCAGGCGGUCGAUGCUUUCCUGCGAGCGGCCGGCACUUUUCGCUACAUCCACGAAAACUUCACGAAUGCACCAAGCAUGGAUUUGGGUCCAGAUAUGUUGGAGAUGCUCGUGCAACUGAUGCUGGCUCAGGCAAGAGAGUGUCUUUUCGAAAAGUUGGAACUUCAAUCGAGAGACGGUAGAAACAUUGAUGUUUGCUUGGAUCUUGCUCAAGAGGCUGCCCAGGUUGCGGCAAUAUACAAUGAUGUCCACGGAUUGAUAUCGCGCCAACCGGUUCGUGACUACGUCCCCGAGACAUGGAUUUCACUGAUACUGGUGAAGCGCGAGCAUCAUCUCGCUCUUGCUCACAAGCAUCUCGCGGUCGGUCUGCUGGACAGACCGAUCGUUGAGUUUCGUGUAGAAACAAGAUGCACAUUGGAGCAUAUUCAGAAGAGCGAUGGCAAGACUCAAUUAGACAUAAUCGUUCCCAGAGAUGACAAUGAAAGGAAAAUAUUGGGCAAAGCUCAUCUCAGAGAAGCUCUCGUUUUACACGAUGAGAGCCAACGAUUGCAGAGAAUGUGCCGCGAUUUGAAAGGUAAACAAGCGUUGGCGAGGGUUUUGAAGAAAGCACAAGAAGCGACACUUGACAGCUAUAACAAAUUCGGCAACGAAGAUGAUUUUCGAGAACUGUUGGAUCCGCCAGAUAUAAUUGCUUCCACGAAGUUUCAACUUAGCAUUACCCAUCCGGAUUUCGGGCAGCACGGAGUAGAUGAUCUUUUCAGAUCGUUGGGACCCGUGGCAAUAUUUUCGGCCAAACGACACUGGACCGCGCCGCGAUUGGUGCAGCUUCAAAGAGGCCCUGAUGGCGAAGGUUUUGGAUUUAGCGUACGCGGCGACGCUCCGGUGAUAAUAGCUGCCGUCGAUCAUAAUUCACUGGCUGAUGUAGGCGGAAUGAAGGAGGGUGAUUUUAUAGUCGGCAUUGGCGACAAAGACGUCAAAUGGGCAUCUCACGAGCAAGUUGUACGGAUGAUAAAACAAUGCGGUGACUUUAUAAAUUUGAAGUUGGUCACGCCAAUGGACAGAAAUUAUUUAAAGAAACCAGGGAAACCCAACAGUCACCACGAUAAGGGCAGCGUUUCGGCGAGUAGCUCUUCUGGAGUGUCUUCCGGCCAGCCAAGCCCGGCGGGAUCUGUCACUACGGCGCACGUAGUUAGGAGGCUUCCAUGGAAUCCGUUCAAAAAAUCCGGCGCCCAACGCGAGAACAGAGAUCUAACUUUCGACAAUGUUAUUCUCAGAUGAUUACCGGGCUAAAAAUGUAUCUAGACGUUGUCUGGAUUUAAAGUAGAUCGCAACAAAGAGAUGAUCGGUUCAUAUACGAAAUAAGAUUUGCGAUUAUCGAUAGAAUAGAUUAUCGAUUACGAAAAUUGAAUAUUAUUCGGCAUGAAUAAUAAUCGAGACCCAAUUUUACAUGAUUAUGAUAUUGUUAUUAUCGUGAUUUAUGUAUUAUAUGCGACAAAUUUAUAUUUGUCACAUAGACGAUAUGAAUGACACGACCUUGUCAAUUCGUUACACGAAUAAUGAUUUAUAUUUAUGCCGAAAAAUAUUCGAUAUUAACAAUUUUUU